UUUCGCCUAGUCAGUUAGAGGUGACAGUUUAACGCGAAAGUGAUUGCUAAUUCGCUUGUAAACAUCGCGCCUAGCAGCUUGAGGAGUUCUCUUCAGUGUAACGAAGGUUGGCGAACGACUGACAAAUCAUUCAACCUGCUGAUGCUAUGGAUGCGUCCUCUUGACCCGGUUCACGUUGGAUUAUUUUACAUCGUUCUUCAUGAUUAGAAAUGAUAUGGCUUCCAGCAGCUCUGCAACAAUUACACACGAUGAAUUUGACCAAGAGGAAGCCCCACCCACCCUCAAGGAUUUCGCUGCAAAUCUCCUUAAAGGUAACAUCAUAGAGGAGUCAGCGGAAUUGCUGACUGUCUAUCGUGAAGAAGAUGAAUUUGAAGACUCAGACAGCGAUGAAAGUGACAUUGUCGUCGAACCGGCACCGCACGAAGAAGAAGUAGUCGAAGAUGCUAAAACAAAGAAAUUUGGCCACACCGUCAAAGGCGAGAUAACGUUGGAUGACUUGCCACCAGUCGAGAGGCUUCAGAUCACCGUUGCACAGGAUCUUUUGGUUCACGUUGGUGAGCUGUACUCAUUCGUUGACUGUCUUGUCGUAGUGGAAUCUACCGGUGACCACCCUGUGCUUAAUCUCGAUACAGCUCUGUUCCUCGGCGAUGGUCGUGCUGUUGGCUUAAUCUUCGACGUUAUUGGACCUGUCAAAAGGCCGUACUAUGUCCUCCGUUUCAACAAUUCACAGGAGAUUGCCGACGAACAUUUGGAAAAGGGAACAAAGAUCUUCUAUGCAAACGGUCACGACAAAACGUUUUUCGUGUUUGAGAAGCAGAUUAGGGAAUUGAUGCAGAUGAAGGGCUCGGACGCAUCAUGGGAACACGACAUUGAGCCGCCGGAGCACGAGCUCGAUUACUCAAACGAUGAAGAAGAGAAAGCAGCCAAACAGGAAAGGCGUGCGAAGAGACAUUUGAAUGGGCAGCUGGUCGACAGACGAGGAUCCAAAGACGACAACAACAACAAUAGUAACGGUAGCAACAACAACAACGGUAGCAACAAUUACCGUAACCGUCGCAAGAGCAGGGCUGACAUUCUCAGCGACGAUGGACCUUCUACAGCGGGCCCAAAUGGCAGCACUUCGACGUUGCCUAGACGUCACUCACAGGACUUCCGUCCACGACUUCCGUUACAGCAGCAGUCUCUUGUUAGGCGGAUCAACGUGAACAAUCGCAAUAAUUUUCGUAACCGCAACCCAAUGGGGGUACAUCACAGUAAUAUGACAGCACAGCAUAGCUACGUAAUGCCGUAUCCACAAGCUUACCCACAAGUAGCUCAGGACCCCUGGUCAAUGUCCCGCGGGCAAUAUAAUGCAGUGUUGCCAAUGCCUCAGCCCGUAUAUGGUCCUGGAACAAAUUGCCCUGUUGUGUUCAGUGGUUCUCCAUAUAUAGCUCCACAAUUUCCACCCGGUGUGCAAUUUCUACAUGGAGCACAGUUUCCCCCGCCUCUUUAUAUGGCUCCGCCUCCGGCGCCCCCGCCAUCGGGACAAUAUCCUGGGCCAUACCAAGUAGGACAGCCCAGAUAGAAAAAGAUCACGCA
Messenger RNA from Varroa destructor (honeybee mite), 1578 nucleotides. RefSeq lists its product as uncharacterized. Gene Ontology annotation, molecular function: RNA binding. Lineage: Eukaryota; Metazoa; Arthropoda; Arachnida; Mesostigmata; Varroidae. The record is from RefSeq and is a predicted model, not a curated record. Gene Ontology annotation, biological process: pseudouridine synthesis; box H/ACA snoRNP assembly; ribosome biogenesis. Gene Ontology annotation, cellular component: sno(s)RNA-containing ribonucleoprotein complex.